GGAAUGUCCCCCUUUCUCUUAAACCAGCUGAGAUGAAAUUGAACAAAAAGGGUGACGGAGUGAAGAAAAUUAAGAGAAUGAAGAAAGUCCUCAGAAAAAGAAAAGACUGAGUACAGUCUUCAAGAGAGAAACCAAGCCAGCUGUAUGAACCUUGAACCUCGAGAUAAUGACCAUUUUCUCUACUGUGGAGAAUGCAACAAGGAGUUUGAAGGGGACUGCCCUGUCCAUGGACCCUAUACAUACAUACAGGACAAAGAGGUGCCAGAAGGGGAUCCCCUCAAAGCUGACCAUACCGUUCCCGAUUGCCUUGAAAUCAAAACGUCCAAAAUAGCUGGAGCUGGUCUCGGAGUAUUUUCUAAGGAGGGACUGGAAUGCAGGGUCAUGUUUGGACCGUAUGGGGGCGAUGUCAUUGCUGAAAAUCAGAAAUCAGGAUAUUGCUGGCAGGUAAAGAUCUAUAAGGAAGGCAAAGCGAGCCACUUUGUAGAUGCCCAGAACAAGGCCACCUCUAACUGGAUGAGAUACGUGAACUGUGCAAUGACGGAGGAAGAUCAGAACAUUGUAGCAUUCCAGUACAAAGAAGGCAUCUUUUUCUGCACAUUGAAGCCAGUUUCACUAGCUGUCUUGCCAUGGGCGUGGAGUGUAGUCUUCCUGAAUCUUCCCUCGGCGCCCAGCGCUCAAAACAUCUUCCACACCGACUGUGAUGGAAAUACUCUGCAUCCCACUUCGACCGGAAAGAUCCAUGCCUUCCAGCUUUUAUCUCUGCAUACAUAUGCCAGAUCCUGGUAUUUGGCUUUCUCCAGCUCAUAG
This is a messenger RNA of Dreissena polymorpha, 807 nucleotides long. Its product is annotated as histone-lysine N-methyltransferase PRDM7-like. The transcript is spliced from 6 exons. NCBI's taxonomy places the organism in Eukaryota, Metazoa, Mollusca, Bivalvia, Myida, Dreissenidae. The record is from RefSeq and is a predicted model, not a curated record. Gene Ontology annotation, cellular component: nucleus. The coding region runs from base 145 to 807 and encodes 220 amino acids.